AUGGGAACAAGUCGGUCUAAUAGGUACAGCAUUGUGUCCGACACUUUACCAGAAGAGGAGCAUCAGAAGAUCUGCAGUCUGCGUCUUAGAAAUGGCCAUGGCUCUUCGAACGGCAGGAUCCAGACCAGAAGCUCCACCCAGGGAAGGAACCGCUUUGUAAAGAAAAAUGGACAAUGUAAUGUGGUCUUCACAAACAUGGAGGAAAAGGGCCAACGCUACCUGGCUGACAUCUUCACCACAUGUGUAGACAUACGUUGGAGGUACCUGCUACUCCUAUUUGCUACUGCCUUCGUUAUCUCAUGGCUCUUCUUUGGACUGAUUUUCUAUGGAGUGUCUCUGGCACAUGGGGACUUUCAGGGUAAUGUAAUGCCCUGUAUCCUCCACAUACAGGGCUUUGUGGGGGCGCUCCUCUUCUCCAUGGAAACUCAGACCACCAUUGGUUAUGGCUGGCGUUGUGUGACAGAGGAGUGUCCUGUGGCAGUGAUAACUGUGGUGGUGCAGUGCAUUGUGGGCUGUAUCAUUGAAUCUUUUAUGAUUGGCACCAUCAUGGCCAAGAUGGCACGUCCCAAGAAGAGGAACCAGACUCUCAUGUUUUCUAAAAAUGCUGUAAUCUCCCUGCGAGACGGUAAGAUGUGUCUCAUGUGGAGGGUGGGCAACCUACGGAAGAGCCACAUUGUGGAGGCUCACGUGAGGGCCCAGCUUAUACGCUCCUAUGUGACAGAGGAAGGGGAGUUCAUCCCACUGGAGCAGAUGGACCUGAAUGUGGGAUAUGAUGAAGGCACGGACAGGCUGUUUUUAGUGUCCCCACUGGUUAUAGUGCAUGAGAUUGACAAAGACAGUCCUCUGUAUACACUGAGCAAAGAUGAUCUGCAAACGGAUGACUUUGAGAUAAUAGUGAUCUUGGAGGGCAUGGUGGAGGCUACAGCCAUGACCACACAGUUCCGUAGUUCUUAUCUGGCACAAGAAAUCUUUUGGGGGCACAGGUUUGAGCCAGUCAUCUAUAAGGACAGAGAUCGUUAUAAGGUUGACUAUGCCCGUUUUCACAACACUUAUGAGGUGCCGUCCACACCUCAUUUGAGUGUCAAAGACUUAGAAGAAACAUGCAGUCGUGCCUCCUCCGUGCGGGUGAACACCGGUGGUAAGAACAAGCCGCACGUGAAGAGGCCCAUGAACGCAUUCAUGGUGUGGGCCCAGGCCGCGAGGAGGAAACUGGCGGACCAGCACCCUCAUCUGCACAAUGCCGAGCUCAGCAAAACUUUGGGCAAACUCUGGAGGCUCCUCAAUGAAAAUGACAAGCGUCCCUUCAUUGAGGAAGCAGAGAGAUUGAGGAAGCAACACAAGAAGGACUACCCAGACUACAAGUAUCAGCCAAGACGACGCAAGAAUGGCAAGAUGGGCUCAGGCUCAAGCACUGAAGCUGACGGCCUUUCGGAGGGUGAGCUCGGGCAGUCCCACUACACGGGCCUUGACCUGGAGGAGACUGAAAGUGGGGGGGAUGGGUCCCCUUUGGCAGGUCAGAGUCACAGCCCUCCGACACCACCCACAACUCCCAAGACAGAGCUGCAGCCUGGAAAAGACAGCAAGAGGGAAGGUGCUGGGAUCUGUCGGGGGUCCAUGGCAACAGAGGGAGGCCCUGGAGGAAAACCUCACAUUGACUUUGGAAAUGUGGACAUUGGAGAGAUGAGCCAUGAGGUUAUAGCUAACAUGGAGCCUUUUGACGUCAAUGAGUUUGAUCAGUAUCUGCCUCCGAAUGGGCACCCAGGGGUGACCCAGAGCACAGGUGCAGCAUCUGGGUCAUCCCCCUCCCCUGUCUCGUCCUACACCUAUGGCAUCUCUAGUGCUCUGGCCGCAGCGAGUGGACACUCAGCCUGGCUGUCCAAACAGCAGCCCCACCAUGGCUCUGCUAUUGGGGCUGAAGCAACUAAACCCCAGAUUAAGAGUGAGUCAGGCACUGGCACAGCUCCCUUCUCUGAGGCAGCAGGGGCCCACAUAGCUUACACUUCUCUGAGCCUGCCCCACUACAGCUCAGCCUUCCCCUCUCUAGCCUCCAGGGCCCAAUUUGCAGAGUAUGCUGAACAUCAGGGAUCAGGUCCUUACUAUGCCCAUUCAAGCCAAACAUCAGGGCUGUACUCAGCAUUCUCCUACAUGGGGCCCUCACAGAGGCCGCUGUACACUGCAAUCACUGAGCCAGCUAGUGUACAAACAUCACACAGCCCCACACACUGGGAACAGCCUGUCUACACCACUCUGACGCGGCCAUGACAAACAACCAACACCCAGGGCACUAGUGCAGGGUCUGCCUCCAGAUCCAUGCCACAACCUAGGAGCAGCUCCUGCAGCAGCAGAGGAGAAGGUGCUACGGACUGGAGGGAGUGGACCAGCACUAGGAGAGUGGGCUGGGGGGGCAGACAGGGCCCAGCCCUGUUUGCUGUUGGCUCAGAGGUAGAGGUGCUUUCACAGAGCGGGGGGCCCCAAGGAAAAGCUGCCACAGUGCAAGAGACACAAAAAGUGUCAGUGUGGUGGGGGUCCAGGUCUGUUUUAGAGUACUGAAGGCAUGAGCUCUGGGAAGCCUGAUGAAAGGGCAGGGAGGAGGCCACAGGGUGGAGCAUGUAAAAGCUGAACACCAGUGUGGAUCAAAGAUGUAGAGAUACAAAGCUGUAUUAUAAUCAGUGAUCACUCACAAUGCCAUGCCUCUAUU
This is a messenger RNA of Boleophthalmus pectinirostris (great blue-spotted mudskipper), 2698 nucleotides long. RefSeq lists its product as uncharacterized. Gene Ontology annotation, cellular component: plasma membrane. Gene Ontology annotation, biological process: regulation of monoatomic ion transmembrane transport; potassium ion import across plasma membrane. The transcript is spliced from 7 exons. Gene Ontology annotation, molecular function: inward rectifier potassium channel activity. Lineage: Eukaryota; Metazoa; Chordata; Actinopteri; Gobiiformes; Gobiidae. Bases 1 to 2262 code for a protein of 753 amino acids. The record is from RefSeq and is a predicted model, not a curated record.